AUGCACUAUCUAACUCAUCUGUUCCGAUUAGUAGUGAGAUCGUCGAUGGGGAAGAAAGGUCUGGUGGUGGUGACCAGCAUCCUCGCCGUGCUGACGGUCGUGUUUGGAGUCAUCAGCGCGGUUCUCUUGGCGCUGAAACAUCAUCAAGAUGACCAUGGCGAGUUCUCUACGUACCGGCGAUCGCCGGCGAUGCCAUGCGGUGUGGUGGCAGCCAUCUUGGCAUCGAUGACGCAGAUUCUUGCCAGCGUGGCCAUCUGCUGUUGUGGGGCAUGUCGGAUGACUAAGGGGGCCAAGCGCAUCGCCGCGGUGGUCUUCUUCAUCACCUCAUGGGUCCUCGCGAUCAUAGCGGUGCUACUAUUUCUGGCAGGCGCCAUGUUGGGAUUUGAAGGCUCUGCAAAGAAAACCGUUGGGAAUGCUAGGAUUGUCGGAGGUGUCGCAAUUUUUGUGAUCACGACGUUUUUGUUUCUCGUAGUUGCCGCCCUUGAUGUUGCCUCGUACCGCCUAGUUCGAAAGAAGGGCCAGUACCAAGCAUAUGUUGGCAGUAAUCCUCCUUUUGUGCCAUCUAAAGACGCUCCCUACGGUUCUGCUCCUCCACCGCCAAAUCAAGUCUAA
This is a messenger RNA of Triticum turgidum subsp. durum (durum wheat), 612 nucleotides long. Lineage: Eukaryota; Viridiplantae; Streptophyta; Magnoliopsida; Poales; Poaceae. The record is from the annotation of a GenBank genome assembly.